Molecule: messenger RNA, 1576 nt
Organism: Acanthochromis polyacanthus (spiny chromis)
Lineage: Eukaryota; Metazoa; Chordata; Actinopteri; Pomacentridae
Gene: gskip
Product: gsk3b interacting protein
Exons: 4
Coding region: 135-536 (133 amino acids)
Biological process (GO): regulation of canonical Wnt signaling pathway
Cellular component (GO): cytoplasm
Molecular function (GO): kinase regulator activity; protein kinase A binding
Source: RefSeq, a predicted model, not a curated record
GUCAUAACAUGGCGGAGCUGUGUCGUUCACGGGACACUUACUGGGUCAGGAUUUCUUUAAGGUUUGCCCCCUCAGUGGGCUGGAAGCUUCCACAAGCCGGAAGAACACGAGCAGCGAGGAGUACGUUGUAGGGGAUGGAGAUAGACUGCCAGCCUGAGGAGUCCAUUGUCUCUGCUUUUGACGAAGACUGUGUUGAGCUUGGUGACGUGAAGGACAUGAGAUUGGAGGCGGAAGCUGUGGUCAACGAUGUUCUCUUUGCCGUGGCUGAAAUGCACGUAUCACAAAGUCUCAGCAGCGCAUCGGAUGUGGCCUACAUUAACGUGGAAACAAGAGAGGGGAAUCGUUAUUGUCUGGAGCUCACAGAAGCCGGACUGAGGGUGGUGGGCUACGCUUUCGAUCAAGUGGAUGAGGAUUUGAGCACCCAGUAUCAUGAGACUGUUUACUCCCUUCUGGACACGCUCAGUCCGGGUUACAGAGAAGCCUUUGGGAAUGCUUUGCUCCAGCGGCUGGAGAGGUUGAAGCAAAACGGACAGUAGAAAGGACCAAGAUGCUGCUUACGAUACACACAUUAAACAGGGCUUGAUACCAUGGGUGAUAUUUGGAUGUGCGCCAAUAACCACCAAGUCUGGUCAAAUACUCGUUUAUUUGAUGUCCAACUGCAUAGCUUCCACUACAAUAAGGGCUGCACGGCUCUAUCAGCGUUGCUUUGUUCUGAGUUACAUACCGUUGAAUGAUUUCAUGUUACUUAAGUUCACGGGCUGCUCUGUUGCAACAUUGUGUUGUUGACUUAACCGUGGAGAGAGCUUUCUGCUUCAUAAAUGGUACAGAUUUGUAACAGUGCUGCGCCUUUUGUAUUUAUCAGAAUGAUCGGAGAAAGAAGCAGCAAGUUGCGUUAACAGUGAUCCAGUUUCCCCUUCUGCCCUGCGAUAUCUGCUCAAAUAUACCCAACUAGUUUUUUUCUCAGCAGGUGUCUCUGUGAAAGAGCCAAAGCGAAGUUCUUUUCAAGUGUGUGCUGCCUUAAUGACUGACUUGAUUCAAAACAGAUGAACUCAUUGACUUGUAUUUUACUCGCUUUGUAUUGACGGAGAUAACGGUAUAUUACAGGGCUGCCAUUUCACAUGGAGAAGUAGGUCAGAAACAAAUUCAACUUCUUUUCAAAGCUCUGAUUAUGUUGUGAAACAUGACAACACUGUGUAUGCAGUACAAGUCAUCAAGUUAACUGUGUUUCAAUAGGAUUCUUUUAUUUUUCCAUACUGCGUAGCGCAUUGCAUCUCAAGCUUGUAAUUCAAACUUUAGCUGAAAUGGGCAAAAGCUAUUUGUGUGGAAGUUUAAAUAUACUUCUGUGUUCUUAUCUUUAAGCUUUUAAGUUCUUUCAGAGUGCACAGAAUUUAAUAUUCAGUGAUGACUUUUAAAGCUGCUUAAAAACAUAGGUUUUCUGUACAUGUGACCUGGUUAUAGUCCGUCUUCAGUGUUACGAGAGCUAUUUUGAGAAAACUUGUACCUACUUUGCAUUGAUACUGUCAUCAUUCCUUGCUGCUGGCCUUUGCUCAGACCAAUAAAAUUUCAAAGUAUGUCA